Molecule: messenger RNA, 1170 nt
Organism: Didymodactylos carnosus
Lineage: Eukaryota; Metazoa; Rotifera; Eurotatoria; Philodinida; Philodinidae
Source: the annotation of a GenBank genome assembly
ACAUUUUGUAGAGCAAACAAUCUUUUAAAAACUGGUAUACUCCUUCAAUUUUCGCCAGCCCGUCUUCACGCUUAGACACGUUGUCGGAUAGUCCCAAAAUCGAUCUUUUGGGCUGUUUAUACAAUAAGUGUAUUUUCAUACGUUCAGAGCCGAGAUUACGUUAGAUUAGUUUGUAGCUUAUCGUAAUAAGUUUUCGAAAAGGAGAGGGAAAAAAGGGGAUCAUUAGCUGGACAAGCCGUUCAGCGAUUUGUUAGCCAAAAAGUCAAAAGUUCCGUUAACGAGCAAAUUGUGCAUUCCUUACAGCUAAACAAAUCUUGUGAUAGAAGGUCUAGACAUGAUUCUCAGUAAAUGGAGUAAGCAUUUUGUUAAAAGAAACGACUAUAUGAUUGGAUACAGUACAUCUGAUACACAUAAAGCUACUUUUCCUCAUCGCCGUGAUAAGCAUCUUUUGUACUCCUAUUAUCUAAUGAAUAUUAUGAGAGAUAACAACGAAGACGUUCGUCUUAUGACAGCAGAGAGAGACAGGUUACGUCAUAUUGUUUUUAUUCCAUUUUAGCUAAAAAUGAAAAAAAAGUGGAAGGGUCUAGUACAUAUCAUAAACAUUCUUUUUCUGAUUUAAUCAGUACUAUUCGUGAACUAUCCGAUAAUAAUGACAAUGAACAUAAUUAUUACGUUGCUCAAGCGCUUAGUAAAGAACCGCUAUAUAAAGAAUUUCACCUUAUUAAUAUGAACACGUUUUCGAAGUCAACAUUAUCAUCCACAAAAAAAGGACAAAAACUAAAACGUGAUAUACAAUUGAAUACAUUGCUACCGAUCACAACGACCGUUUUAUCAACCACAACAACGAACAUAUUUUCUUCGUAUACAUCGAGACCUCAAUUAGUUCAAUAUGCAAAUACAACAGCAUCUUAUGAUAAAUCAUCAUUUACAAUUAGUGAUGAAACUGCGAAAAGAUGGGCAAAUUUAAUUGCCGUAGAAGAUGAAGGAUUCCUUCCUCUGGACAUUAUGGCAAGACAAAUGUCGCUUGAUGAAAGUGCAAUAGUCGACGGCAGUGGAAUCGUUAACUGCAGUUGUGAGAAUGGAAAUCAAUUAUUUUACAUGCCAGUAUUGUCGAAGAAGUAUUUGUACGAUCAAGAUCAGAAACUUCCAAAUCAACAAAUGUCACCAUGA